ACUACUUUCUUCCCUUCCAUUAUCACCAACACAUCCUUCCUCUUUCUACCCAUUAAAACACUUAAACAAGCAAAUGGUGUUAAAUUCGGUGAGGCUGUUUGGUUCAAGGCCGGAUCUCAGAUCUUCAGCGAGGGUGGGCUCGACUACUUGGGCAACCCUAGCUUGGUCCAUGCCCAGAGCAUCUUGGCCAUCUGGGGUGUCCAAGUUGUUUUGAUGGGAGCUAUUGAGGGCUACAGAAUUGCCGGUGGGCCCCUCGGUGAGGUAGUGGACCCUUACCCGGGUGGUAGCUUCGACCCGUUGGGUCUUGCUGAGGAUCCGGAAGCCUUCGCCGAGCUAAAGGUAAAGGAGCUAAAGAAUGGGAGACUCGCAAUGUUUUCCAUGUUCGGAUUCUUUGUUCAGGCCAUUGUUACCGGAAAGGGACCAUUGGAGAACCUUGCUGACCACCUAACUGACCCGGUUAACAACAACGCAUGGGCCUUUGCCACAAACUUCGUACCCGGAAAGUGAAUGUGUUUUCAGUUGGGAUAAUGUGAGCCCACAAUUGUUGUUAUUAGUGCUUAGUGUAAAUGAAUGAUUAGUAUUGAGCAUUAAUGCAAUGCCUUGGUGUAAAUGGGUUUGAUCUGAUGGAACAAAAUAAUCGAUGUUGUGGCAUAUUAUUAAUUUUUUUAACA
This is a messenger RNA of Erythranthe guttata (spotted monkey flower), 671 nucleotides long. Lineage: Eukaryota; Viridiplantae; Streptophyta; Magnoliopsida; Lamiales; Phrymaceae. The record is from RefSeq and is a predicted model, not a curated record.